UCUACGUAAUUUUCUCAGAUUAUACCUAGAUAUACCUAAUUAGUGCUUACCGAGUUUUAAAAUGGAAGUUGAAUCUGAGUACAAGAUAUUAAAUCUAUACAAAACUAGAGAGUAUGAUAAAUGUAUUAAAUUGUGCGAUGUGGUACUCCAAAACAAGGGAGAUCGGAUGGUGGAGUACAUACGAAUGCGAGCUAUGACUAUUCAGGCUAAAAUUGCCGGAAAUGGUUAUGAAGAAGUUAACUAUUUUUCACCACAAGAUGAAUUAACAUCAACAACAGUGGCCAAAACCCCUCGACCAGGCACUUCAUUUCAAAGGGCAAUAAAAACGGCACAUACAGAAAUUCCUCCUCUUACCGCAACAUUAGCAUCUAGGUCUGGAACUCAUACAUCGCGCGUUCGCACCGCAAGAACUGCUCUCCAUACCGCAGCCAGGGCUUCAAGAGCAGCUACUGCUUUAGCCGGCGGCAGUGCGUUUGUUUUGGAUGCACCGAUUACACUUAGGUUCCUGAAUAAAGAUGAUAAACUAUUUAUCCCUGCCGCAAAAACUUUAUUUGAGUACAUUUAUUACUGCGAAGGUAACGUGCGCAAGGCUAUGGAGGUCGCUUUUCAAGCUCAAAAAAUGACCGACACAUCUGACUGGUGGUGGAACUUCGCACUUGCACGUUGUUAUGAAUCUCUCGGAAUGUACCGUAAUGUAGAAGAAUGCCUACGGAAGUCGCUCAGUCAGAAUAAGCAUAUUUCAAUUUAUUUACGGUUAAUUGCCAUGUACGUUGGUAUUAACCAGCCUCUAUCAGCUUUAGACGUGUGUAAACAAGGCCUGUCAGUAUUUCAUGAAUACACUCCACUUUUGUUGGAACAGGCACGCAUUCAUGAACAAAUGGGAAAUUCAGCUGUUGCUGUUAAAUAUUACAGAAUGGUUGCAAUAGAAGAUCCGUCCAGCAUGGAAGCGAUUGCAAAUAUAGCAAUGUACAACUUUUAUAACGAUCAACCGGAAAUUGCCCUUAGAUAUUACAGGCGGCUUCUAGCAACAAGUCCUCCUGGUCCAGAGAUUUACAACAACCUCGGCUUAUGCUGUCUCUACUGCAAUCAGUGGGACCUUACACUGCCAUGUUUCAGACAAGCGCUCUAUUACUCGGUGAAUCCAGAAUCUCGCUCAAACAUUUGGUUCAACUUAGCUCAUGUUGCGCUGUCAACAGGAGACAUGACACUCGCGCGACGCUGUCUUCUGGCAAGCGUGGCCACCUUUGAAAAUGGACCAGCAAGGAGAGCUUUGCGCGCUUUGGACAUGCGUUUGCGCGCUAGGAAAAAAUAA
Maniola jurtina (meadow brown) is the source of this 1312-nucleotide messenger RNA. It is a transcript of the gene BBS8, whose product is annotated as tetratricopeptide repeat protein 8. The transcript has 5 exons. The record is from RefSeq and is a predicted model, not a curated record. Gene Ontology annotation, cellular component: BBSome; ciliary basal body; non-motile cilium. Lineage: Eukaryota; Metazoa; Arthropoda; Insecta; Lepidoptera; Nymphalidae. Bases 62 to 1312 code for a protein of 416 amino acids. Gene Ontology annotation, biological process: non-motile cilium assembly. Gene Ontology annotation, molecular function: protein binding.